This is a messenger RNA of Procambarus clarkii (red swamp crayfish), 11298 nucleotides long. It is a transcript of the gene Arl6IP1, whose product is annotated as ADP-ribosylation factor-like 6 interacting protein 1. Gene Ontology annotation, cellular component: membrane. The record is from RefSeq and is a predicted model, not a curated record. Lineage: Eukaryota; Metazoa; Arthropoda; Malacostraca; Decapoda; Cambaridae.
UUAGCGAGAGAGAGAGGAGUGCGCAGGCGCGGGGCAGGGAGUGCCAGGCGCCACUCUGCGGACCCAGGCUGCGUCUCCCUCUACCACUCCCAAAUACAAUAUUCCCCGUCCCUGUCAUAAGGUCGUAUGGGAGCAGUUUGACGAGACGAGUGUUGGCGUGUGUUGUUCUGUAGACUCUUGACUGUUUAACCAAGUGUGAGGUGAGAAAUUUAGAGAUCGUGGAGUUGGUGCAGGAACGCGGUCUCCGAGCUGGGAGAUUUGUAAACAAAUCGUGCAAUGGAUAUGACACAAGAUCAGGAUCGGCGUGUUAAAACACUGCGCCGAGAGCUGGAAGGGUGGCGCGAGGUGCUGUGUUCUGUGCACUCACUACUCAUAUGGGAAAAACAUUACUAUCCAUUCAUAUCUAUCUCAACAGUCACAACGCUGUUUCUUGCAAUCUGGUACAUAGAGCCUUCAAUGCUGACAUUACUCUCUGUGUUGGGAAUCACAGUAACACUCUGUGACUAUUUAGUGCCACAGAUUGUGCCUUGGAUAGUAGGAGCACACUAUUGGACGGGGGCUCAUGAGCGCAACUAUGAGCAGAUCAUUACCUCCAUAGCUUCCCUCUGUGGCUUGGCUUCAUACAUCUCAAAUACUCUUACGUCAAUGAAGGAAUCGAAACCAAGGACAUACUUUGUGAUGGUAACAGGCAGUUUGCUUCUGUGUGCUUGGGUAGGGAACACAAUCAACAACCUGCUGCUUACCUACCUUAUUGUGGUGGGAAUUGUCUUGCUUCCUGGUUUGAAGCGUCAUGGAAUCAUACAGAAAUACUUCUCAACAGCUAUCAGUGUCAUUGCUAAUUUUAUGAAGAGUUCAGUUUUGACUGGACAGGGAGGCAGUUCUGCCACUGAAGAUGCUUCCAAGAAAAAGGAAUGAGAUUUAUGACCAAGAAUGACCAUUAAGAAGCCGCUGAAUUGUGUUCCAAAGGUCUUCAUACAUUUAAUACAUUUCUGUUAAUAUAUGAUUAUUUGAAAGCUUGAAAAUUAUGUAGGUAAAAAAAAAAUACCGUACAGAAUUUUGUUUUAAGCUUAGAUUUACUAGUUAGGAUGCCAGAAACUAAAGUAAAUAAAGAAUAAAAGAUUAUAUAUAUAUAUAUAUAUAUAUAUAUAUAUAUAUAUAUAUAUAUAUAUAUAUAUAUAUAUAUAUAUAUAUAUAUAUAUAUAUAUAUAAUAAAUAUAUAAAAUGCUGAAAAUCCACAGUGAAAUAGAAAAGAAAGAUGAACGUUUUGGCUGGUCAGGCCCGUUGCCAACACCAGACUGAUCAGUCCGAUGUUGACAACGAAAUACUAUGGAAAGAACACCGAUCAGUCCGGUGUUGGCAAUGGCCCUGAUCGGCCGAAACGUUCAUCUUUCUUUUCCAUUUCUUUGUGGAUUUUAUCUAUCUAUGUGGAUCUAUCUAUCUAUCACUGAACAUUUUAAUAUUUUCUUCUGGUACCACCUCUAUUCUUUUUUAAUAUGAGUAAAGAAGUAGCACAGCUGCCAAAUGAGAACAUCUGCCUUGUACAAUAUGUUCCUUAGUAAUGAGGCCCACAAUCAAUUCCAAUUUGCAAGCCACUUAAUUUAUUUUGAAGUAAUUUAAUGAAGGUAGAAUUUGUUAAAUGGUAUAUUUUACUAUAUAAUGCAGUCGUGUUAUUGAGUGACAGACUGCGGUACAUUUAUAGGUGUAUUGCAAAAUAAAAUGUAAAAAACUUAAUCACAAUUUAUGAGCUAUUGAAGAUUCUGAAAUAAGUUUUAUCUCUAUUGUAUUUGUCUGGUAAGCUGUAUGCCUUGUAACACUUGUUUAAACUAGUAAUUAUAAGAUUACCUCAUAAUGAGGACACAAAGUACAUCACCAAAAAUACUUACAUGCUUUGAUGGCUGGGUCUGCCUAACAGAUGUGAGUUGAUAGAAUACUAGUACAGUACUCGUAUUUAACAGACGUGUGCAGCAAUCAAAGGGGUAUUCCUGUAUAACAGUAUUAUAGAGAGCAGCAAAAGAAUAAUAACAUUUAUUUUAUUAUUUCCAUGGAAGUGUGGAUGACAAUUUAUAUGACGUGGAUGUGGAUCACUAAUUCCUCUGAGCUUCAGUAGUAGUCAGGGAAAGGUAAAAAUUCCAUUUUGACAGCAUAGAUGCUGCUUCUGGAAACACUCCUUAUUAAUACCUGUACUACUCAAUAGCUCGGUCGAGAGAGCUUCGGCCUCACACGUGUGGGAUCCGCGGUUCGAGUCUCCUAGAGCCCAGGUGAAUGGAAGGGAAUAACAUUUGCGUAUUAUUCAAGCAAUGCUGCUAAACAAAAUUGUUACCAAAUAGGCAUUACUGGUAUGUAUCAUUACAUUCUCCUUCUAAUGCUACUUUGUUUUAGCUUUGGUUGCCAAACCUAGGCUUGGUGUCUUCUCUUUAUAAUUAAUUAUGUUUGUUGCCAAAUUAUUUGUAUGCCUCUUUCCUGGUAAUACUCUAGAAAUGUUUUAUAUUGUCUCUGAGACGUGGAGCUUUUUGUGUUGCAGCUUUUACUCGUCUUGCACUUCACCUCGACUUCUAUAAUGUUUUCCAAAUUCAGUAGCUUUAAUUUUUAGGAGGACAUAUUGUUAUUUUUAAUAUUUAAAGUUUCUCUGGAAGGUUAUCAUAAUAACCAGUACUUGAAUUUAUACUUGGGUAACUGAAUAUUUCUCUAAUUCUGGACAUGUUACCAUUAUGGCUCAAAUUGAGUUGCACUUAAUAAUUAUUUGAUCAUAAUAUUGUAUCUUUAAAGCUGCCCUCAAAGUGCCAACUUUUUAGGUGGAAGGACAGGUCACUUAAAAAAAAAAUACUUGAGGAAUACAGGAUUUGACCACAUCUUUAUAGUUAUUAAACCCUUUACAUAUUAGCCUUGUGUAGAAAAUGUGCUGCAUUUCAAUGAGAACCAGUUCAAGCAGGAACUCAGGAAAGAAUUGCCCAAAUGUUUGGCAGAAUAAAAUAACACUAGUCACCAUUUGUUUACUAUAUACAAAUGUUUUGGGUUCUUAAUUCUAAUGUCAGGUAAUCAUGUUGUCUUUUUGCGCAUAUAUCAGCCUUCGAAAUUAUGGAAUUUAUCACUUAAAAUAGGUGCAAGUUUACAAAACUAUUAUAGCUCUAGUAAAUGAUUCAAGGAACAUUUUGUUUGGCCAAAUUUGGCUGUUUAUCACUAACAGGCAACAUUGUCUGAAUUGUAUAUUAUUAUUAUUUUUUAUUGUUUUAUAACCUUUAUGAAAUAAAUUUGUAAUGCAAUCUAAAAAAUAUAUAGUAUAUAUCUGAAUUUGUUAUUCCAAUACUAACUGCUAUUUUCCCAAAGUUUCUUAUUAAUUACUUAUCUUUUGGUAUAUCUUUGUGCUGUAUAUCUAGCCCAUCAAUAGUUCCUUAUUGUUUUGUAUUUGUAUAUACUGUACUUCCCAUCAGUAAAUCCUACUUUGUUUGUCUGUAUAUCCUCCCCUUCAGUAGUUCCUUCAUGGCUUGUCUCUACAGUAUAUGUUACCCAUCAGUAGGCCUUUCAUGGUUUGCUUGUACACCUUCCCCUCAGUAGUUUGUUCCUUGUUGGUUUUUGUCUGUAUAUCCUUCCUGUUUUGAAUUCCUUUUAGGAUUUUAUUUGCUGCUCAUUUUUGUAAUUUUUUUUUUAUUCUAUUGUUUUGUUUUUAAGGUUUUUGCCAAGCCUUUGUCAGUGUUGUAAUGAUUCACGUUAUUACAACACUUUCUGAAGCCAUCGAUGCUUCAGUGGCUAAGGCACAUUUGUAUUCAUACACAUAUACAAAUGUGUACAUUCUACAGGCACACAAAUAUUCAUGUUUACAUACAGACAUGUUCCCUCACUUGUGGAAUGAACUAAACUGAUGAAUCUAAGUUAACUUUCCUGGCAAAAUAGUUGUCACUGAUGGCAGGAAAACUUUCAAGCUCCUCAGUUAUAUCAUUUAGUUUGUUUGGUUUAUUAUGAACAUUAUCAUUGGUGUACUAAAAAAGUUGAAACUUCAAAGACACUUAACUGCCUCAGUAGUAGGCAGAGUAUUACAACAUGCCCAAGUGCUUAUUAAGUUAUGGUAUUAUAGUGGACAUGUCGUACUAUUUUUCUUCUUAAUAUACAUGCAUAUCAGUUUUGUGCAACAAAUUAAGGGUUUCACUGUGGGAAUAGUUAGAACUUGUGUUUAAUAUUGCUUCAGUUCGAUAAAAUGCCAUAUUCUGAGAUGUCGAUUCAUGCUUACUGAUAUAGCUUGACGAUAUCUUUGGGACCAUUUAUAGUUUUGCCUAAAACUACUUUUUUUUUUUUUUUAGUUUCAGUAGUAAUGCUUAUUAUAUACCUCAACAAAUAUUAGAGUAGAUCUUUCACUCUGAGCAUUAGCUGAAAAUGUUUAUGUAUGACUGACUUUUUGUAUAUAAAAGCAUUAGAGUAAAAUUAAAUAACCAUGAAAAGAUAUAAAGAGCAAAAAUUAAGAAAUGUUAAUUAGAAAACUAUUAGUCAAUACAGUAAUAGGGUAUUACAGAGGCUGGACAAAUAGUGGGCCACCAAGUGGAGUGUGUGUUAUAUAAACAAAUUAUGCUAUAGUAGGCCAUCCUUUUCAGUCUGGUCUAUGACUUCCAUUACAAUUUUUUGCUAUAAUAGUUGUGUAACUCCUCAUAGAAUUUCCUAGUUUCCAGGAUGGUCGGAAACUUUAAAUUCUCGGCAAAUCGGUUUUUUGCCAUUUAUCUUCUCUCUUUACUCUGGUAUUGGCAUUGUGAAUGAUAUCUAGCAGCUUCUUAAUAUUCUGUGCUGCAGGUAGUGCUUUAUAGUCUUCUGGGCUUCACACUUUCUUUUGAUAAUUACCUAUUAUUUUAAUUCCUUGCCCCACAAUUUAUACAAUAUUGUGUUUAGUUGUCUAUGGAGAGCAAGAUUUAUCUCUAGAGCCGCGCCUAGAAAAAAAAGAUCUAUUACAUCUGAUGCAUUUAUACCUGACAUUCCAGUACUGUCAUACUUGCUCUUGGAACUGUCAAUGGUGGUUGCUUCCACCACCUCUAGCUAAUAUUCCUUGUAUUUGUUUGCUCUCACUACAUGAGUAUUUCCUUCCAUUUCUCUGGCUCAUCAUUGUUUCCACCUUUCAUCUGUGACCUCUCAUUUUGUUGAUCCUCACUUAAUCCUAAUGUCAUUUGUUUUAGCUUCCAUAUUUCAAGUUCAAAUUCAAAAACUUUAUUCAUAAAUGUUUGUGGUACAGUAUAUCAUUGAACUCUGUCAAUUUGUUUGAGCUUUACCAAGUGUUGAUUCAAUGCUGGCGAAUUCUAGGAAUAAUAUAAUGUAUGCGAUGUAUUUUGAAGAAUUCCUUGCUUAAGCUCUUGCAAACCAUUAUCAUAUUUUCUAGUUUUUUCUUAUGUUGCUUAUGUGCUUCUGAUGUUACAUAUACUGUACUUCCAGGUUUUGUAUAUUGUUACAGUUGUCUCCUUUUAUAUACUAAUCUGUCCUUCAAGUCUCUUCUCCUAAAACUCUUUACUUUGCAUUUGAUGAAAUUAAGCUCCAGCAACCAUUUGUUAGAUAUACCUGCUUGGACCCAUAGUAUUGUGCAGACUUUGGUUCUUAGCAUUCUCGUUAAUUUUGUGUGGUCUGCAAACUUGAUUAUUGUUUCAUCCCUACCUCUGGAAAAUCAGUUACAUAAAUCAGGAACUGUAGGACCCCAUUUGCCACUUAAUUAAGACUAACCUGACACCACAACUGAGCGUUUCCUGUUUGUCAGGUAUACUGUAAUCUAAUCUAGUAUUUUCCCAGUUAACCUAGAAUGUUCUUCCAACUAACAAAUUAGUCUUGUGGGGAACAGUGUCAAAGGCUUAUGGCAAUCUUGGAAGAUGCAAGUCACCUAUCCUCCUUGAUCCUGUACCUUUAUGACCAUGUAGAACUCAAAAUCAAGUUUGUCAAGAAUAUCAUAUUCUUCUGAAGCCAUGCCCUCUUUCUGAUUAUCAUCUUCACCAUUUUACAAGAGAUGCAUGUCAGUGACACUAGUUUCAUGCCACACUUUUUGUUUAUUUUCUUGAGUAAGAAAAGACACAUUAGUAGUCUUCUAGGUUUUCAGACCUUCACUGUGUGUGUUGUCUGUUGAGCCCUUGGUUAGACUUGCUCUUUCCUACUUUGUCUUUGAAUGUUAUAUAUUUUUCUAUCUAGUCAAUCUCAUUUCUUCUUCCCUCAAGCUUUUUCUCUCUACCAUAUGGAGGAAGUCUCUUGCUGUCUAUAGUUGCAUUCCAGGCAUAUUUUACAUUCUGGUUUCCUUCAGCUCAAUUAUGUAGUCAUUCAUUCAUUUAUCAGUGGUGAUUGACACCAAGUAGCAUCUUCUCAAUAUCUACCUUACUUGAGGUAAACAUCAUGGUCUAACUUUGCCAGUUCAUCCUCACCCAUUCCCCAUGUUGUCUGCAUCUGUUCUGCUUCAGAAAGUACAUAUUUGGAGUUUCCACUAAUUUGGUCCUGUGUUUUGUUCUCUAUAUAGGGUAAUCCCUAAUUGCCCACUCAGUGUUCCUGUACUUGAAAUUGUCUAGUAGUAGCAGCUUUAGUCUUGUUUCACUUCCUUCUUUGCUUUGUUUUUCUUGCGGGUGUCUCUCAUCACAAGUUAUGAGUGACUUCAAAAUGAAAACUCUUAACUCUGCUCUAAUGUGUCUUCUUAUUUGUCGCCACUCGGUAGCACUUUCUACCUCUCCUGCCAGUUUUCUCUGGAAUGGUUAGUCUAUGUCAUGCUGCUGUGCCACUGUCAUGCUGCUACGCCACUGUAUACACACUUGUGCUAAUACGGCAGUUUGCUUGCCUAGCAACAUUCUCCGUAUUUUUUGAACAUUUUAUAUUCUACCUUUUGUAAUGCAACUUUUUUAUAUUUAUUUACAUUAUUUUGUUGGGACUCCAAGCAUUUUCCUAACAUUUUGACAGUAAUUUGAUUAAGUUCUCUGGUGCAUGCAGCUGGAGCUCGUGCAUAUAUACACACAUACACAAUUAUUAGCCCUUUUUCUAUAAUGACUUUUCGUUUGGUAGCUUUUGGAUCGUCAUUAUGUCUAGCAUACAUUUUGUACUGUAAUGUAUGUGAAUGUGAUAUACUGAAUAGCUGUUUCAGUUAUCAUAAAAUUACUGGUAUACAUUGUGAUUUGUAUAAUUUAUAAGCUUGCACCUGUUGUUUUAAACUGAACAAAUAUUAUAAAUGUUUAAAUAUUACUAAAUUUUAUUGGUUUUCAAUGCUUUAACAGACUCUGCUUAUAAUAACAAAAAUAUGAAAAUAUGGAAAAAAAAUUUAAUUGGUGUACUGUACAGUAUUUUGCUUAAGGUAUAUAAAUUAAACAUGCACAUCAAGAUUACUGUAGAAUUUGUAGUAUUAUUAGCACUUAACCCCACAUUACUUAACAUGUGCCCAACUGAUUCCUGCAGAUGCUACAUGAUGAUUGCUUUGCUUUGAAUUUAUUAUAAUCAUCUGAUGUGCGGUAACUCUUACUCUAUGACUCUGACGAUAACUUGUAAUGGCCGGCCAACAUCACUGACCUUGAUAUAGCAACGAUGGCACACAUUGAUACUACUAAUUAAUUUGGAUGAUGUUGACCAAACCACACACUAGAAUGUGAAGGGACAACGGCGCUUCGGUCCGUCCUGAACCAAUCUCAAGUCGAUUGUGAGAAUCAUCCAGAACGACUUGAGAAUGGUCCACGACAGACCGAAAUGUUGUCGUCUCUUCACUUUCUAGUGUGUGGUUUGGUCAACAUAUUUCAGCCACGUUAUUGUGACUUCUCGUCUGCAUUUGGAUGAUGUUCAGCGAUUAUAUUGUUAUUAAAAUUGUAGCAUCAUACUCUGGAGACAGAAAAGGGGAAUGUAUUAGCACAACUUGUACUCUAGAAGGUAGAAAUAUAUUGAAAACACUUAGACAAGCAAACAUGUAUGUUGUUCUUUAAUGAACUUGAUUUCCUUUGAAAGCAGAGAUCUUCAAUAUAAUAAAGGAUGCCUUAAAAAUGUUACUUCAAAGACAUCUUUUGUAACGAUACCUAAACAUGAAUGGCCUUUGAUGUGCUUUUUAUAAAAGGCAGAAGAGAAAAGUAUCAGUGACUGAAAUUGUGUACAGUACGUAUAUCAAAAUAGAGAAUUUUCUGUUCAGAAAGUGAUGCAUUAAUAAGUUGUUUAAUCUUCAUUUAUAUGUUUGCUGUUUUAAAUCUAUGGCAUGAGUAGCUAUUGUUAGGUAUUAUGAUGUGUGUAUUAAAAAUAUAUAUAUGAAUGCAACUGUAAAUUCAAGAGGUUAUAUUUUGAAUAAUUGAUGAUUAUUCAUCAAAUUAUUGAAUAAAUAAUGAAGAUAAAGUUUUAAACCAUGGUUACAUUCAUAUCAGAAAUUACUUUCUAAGACUGUGUCUGGAUUUUGGAAUUUUAGGUUAUAGCUUUACAUUCAUAAAUGGAUAACUGUGUAUAAUAUGUUUGCUUAUCUGUGUCUAUUAGUUUGUCUAUACUGUGGACAGUAUAACUGGUCCUGACCCGUGCCAUGCCCUCUUAAUUUUUUGUCUACACUUUCUUCCUUAAUUACCUGUUUUUAAACCUUCCAUUUUGUUUACUAUUUCUUUCCCCCCUUUCAUUUUUACCUCCUCUUUUCAUUCUUAUCUCUAGUUUUUCUUGUUCAUUUUUCUACUUGUAUUCCUUCCCCUUCUUGCCAUUUCUUCCUUCCAUCCUGCUGCCCCUUCAAGUUCAUCUAUCCCCUCCCAGCCUGCUGUCCCCUCCCAUCAUCCGGCCCCAUUUUAUCCACCUAUCCCCUCCCUUGCACUUAUUACCUCUAUCCUCUCCAAUCCCAUCCCAGUGGCAUUCAAGUACUGAAUAAGUAGUUGAGUACAAAAAUGAGAAUUGUGAUAUGAACAGAUAAGAAAAUAAACAUGUGUAGACAACGUUAGUUUGUGUUGCAUUAGUUUAAGAAAUUGAGAAUUAUUGUAAACGUUUACAUAGGAAACUAAGAUUAUAAAAAGUAAUAACUUAGAGAAAUAAGAUAUUGUAUAUGCACUGAUAUUAACUGCUUGCACCCCAAAAUGAAAUGAGUUGGAAGAGGUAGUGGGGGGUGGAUAUAUCAUGUGGUUAAGCAGUGAUAGACACAAAUUUGGGAUUUGUAUAUAGAGACGAGAGUAUAGUAUAAUGGGUGCUUAAAGGAAAAGCGUGUGAUCAAGGGGGGGUCAGUAUAAAAUAUGUUCCUGUAGAUUUCAUGUAUUUGAGUUUGCUCAGAAAGUUAACAUGAUUCUAGAACUGAUAUAAGUUCACUUUCAGAUACUUUUAUUAUAUUUAAAUUGUGUUUCAACACUUGUGUUAUUCCUAUUUGCACUUGUAUGUUUAUUUUUGUAGUUUUCAUGCUUAAAAUCUUAACUGUGUAAGUCUAUUUUCUUAUGCCCAUAUUAUUAUUAUUAUUAUUAGUCAGUUUUAGUGUCACAUUGUGACAUUGAAAUCUGGAUUGUAUUAUUUAGGUCCCCUUCCUGAAUUUUGUAAUUUAGCAUAUUUCACUAAAUUAUUUUAUUUAUAAUUUUUGAUUGGAAGCCAUACACCAUGAAUUUCAUGUUAUUUUAACACAUAAAUAACAUGUUGUAAUGUAAUUACAUAAGCAAAAAUAAAUGCCAUACUGUCUAUAGGAAAAUAUUGGCCAUAUGCUCUUCAAAGAUAGCUCCUUCACUUAUUAAGGAACAUCUCUUCUAAAUGAAAAACUACUGAAUUUAGGUUUAAUUACAAUAUGCUAAAUGAAUUCCCUAUAGCACUUAACUUAUAAUGUGUUGCCCAUUUAGCAACAGCUUUAAAAAUGCAUUUCAUCCAAUAUAAAGGAGCUAGUUCUGCCUGUACCAUCCAUACUCUCCCUUUUCCCCACUCUUGGUGGUCAAAUUUCACAGAGUGAAAUAAUUUCAGCUUUUCAUAUGACAAAUAUCUAUCAGGAGACUGUAAGGAAUUUUCACCAUUAUUUUCCAGCCUCUAAAUAUUUGUAAAAUGUAUUGUUAUGAAUUCCUUAACAGUGAAUGAACUCUCACUUCAACUUAAUAGUGGCCAAAAAUAUAACAAAAAACAAGAUUUAAUAGGAAAAUGUGAUCUAAUUAAUAUUUUAAGAAACAAUGGUCUUGCAGGCAUUUUCACUGACAUUUCCAGCACCUCCACUUAAGGAUGUUAUUUUGGUAUUUAGCUGUAAUAUGAGAAAGAACUUAAGUUAUUUUCAUUGGUAAUUACUUUUUAUAACCGGUACAGUACUGGUAUCUGGAAAAGCUACAAUCCAUUGGUGAGUGUGAAUGAUGCCAAGUCAAUCCUUGAAUACUGUAUACAGGCAGUUUCAUAAGCAAGGCAAGGUAAGGGAAGUUUCUUUAUGUACUGUAGUAUCAUUAGACAAUAACUAUUAGUCAUUUUAUGUUUACUGUAACUUUUCACCAUGUGGCGCUUUCCCCAUCUCCUUUGCUUCCCUUCGGCCUCUUUCCUUCCUCAUCCUUCUACUGUAUUGGGAAAAAAUUAAAUACAGUACCACUGUACAUGAAAAGCUUCUAUAGUUUCACAUUCAAAAUAUAAAAAGGUCAAUGUAUGCAGUUGGUACUUAUGUUAAAGUUCAUACAUACAACACUUUUACAAACCUGUAUUUUGUGGAUCCCAACGGCCAUAAAUUUUGACAGUGUUAUUAAAUAGAGUAAUUUAAGUUCUUAUAGUACUAUAAAUGAAGUCAGUAUUUAUAUAUAUACAAGAGUUCUUACAUUCUUAUACAUCCACUAGCAUGUGUAGCAUUUCGGGAAGGUCCUUAGUCCUAAUACUCCCCGGAAUAUGACCCGCCAAAUUGUUUAACAACCAGGUACCCAUUUUACUGUUGGGCAAACAGAGGCUACAGUUAAGGAUUGAGUGUAGAUACGUAAAUACGCCCAGUAAAUCCUCCCCGGCCAGGAUACGAAUCCAGGACAAAGCGCUUGCGAAACGCCAGACAAGUGUCUUAACCACUACGCCACGGGGACUGCAAGUACUGUAUAGUGUUCUGUAGUAUAACAAUGAGAUUCAAAAUUCAGUGACUGUUCAAUACAACACUUAUUUUUUGUGUGCUGGAUUUUUAUUUGGUUUUAUGUAUUUUUGAAGUUGCUAUAAAAAUGUUAUAUUUCUAUUAUGUUACUUCUUUGGCUCUAACAUACUUAAGCUCUGUUUCAUAUCACAGAGUCACAGGUCUGUAUGGAGUGUUCUUUAAAUUCUCUUUUAGUGUCUUAUAUAGAGUGAUAACAAUUUUAGUACAGUGUUUCCUAAAAAAUCUGGAUCUGUAUAGAAUAAAUUUUUCUGAACAACAGAUCAGAUCUGGCCACUGGACUGCUCCAACAAAACUUAAAUUUUUAA